This is a messenger RNA of Neogale vison (American mink), 3222 nucleotides long. RefSeq names its product G protein-coupled receptor 173 (gene GPR173). Gene Ontology annotation, molecular function: G protein-coupled receptor activity. The transcript has 2 exons. Gene Ontology annotation, biological process: G protein-coupled receptor signaling pathway. The record is from RefSeq and is a predicted model, not a curated record. Bases 480 to 1601 code for a protein of 373 amino acids. Gene Ontology annotation, cellular component: plasma membrane. Lineage: Eukaryota; Metazoa; Chordata; Mammalia; Carnivora; Mustelidae.
AGACGGGUAGCAGGGACCAGCCCUGGCCCCCCUCCCAGCUUGGCGGAGGCAUCCAAGAUGGGGGUGGGAGUGUGUAGUGGGGGAAGCACCUGCCUGGACCCUCACUUGCCAGCUAGCUGGGCACCCCAAGGCUGUGUGCUGCCCACUUGGUGUUCCCCAGCGUCCCCAGCCCUGCCCGGUGCACCCCUUCGGUGCCUGCUCCCCCUGAUGUCUGCGUUUUAGACCAGCCCGGCUGCUGUAUCCACGGCAACAGAAGCAGGAGUGUCACUGGCCGCCAGAUCACUGAGGGUCCCACAAUGUGGCCUGGGCUGUGAUUUAUCCUGGCUGAGACUGCUUGAGCCCCCUACCUGGAUUCCAAGACAGCCCUGCUGAGAGAGUCCAGGUGCAGCCCAGCAGGACAACUGAUGGAGUCCCCCAGGACCCAUCGAAUACCAGACUGGCUGAUCCCAUAGGGCUGGGAGCAGCCCCUGCCCCUCAGUAUGGCCAACACAACUGGAGAGCCCGAAGAGGUGAGCGGCGCACUGUCCCCGCCAUCAGCAUCAGCUUAUGUGAAGCUGGUGCUGCUGGGACUGAUCAUGUGUGUAAGCCUGGCGGGCAACGCCAUCUUGUCGCUGCUGGUGCUCAAGGAGCGUGCCCUGCACAAGGCUCCUUAUUACUUUCUGCUGGACCUGUGCCUGGCCGACGGCAUACGCUCUGCCGUCUGCUUCCCCUUUGUGCUGGCUUCUGUGCGCCACGGCUCCUCAUGGACCUUCAGUGCACUCAGCUGCAAAAUUGUGGCCUUUAUGGCCGUGCUCUUUUGCUUCCAUGCGGCCUUCAUGCUGUUCUGCAUCAGCGUCACCCGCUACAUGGCCAUCGCCCACCACCGCUUCUACGCCAAGCGCAUGACACUCUGGACAUGCGCAGCUGUCAUCUGCAUGGCCUGGACCCUAUCUGUGGCCAUGGCCUUCCCACCCGUCUUUGAUGUGGGCACCUACAAAUUUAUCCGUGAGGAGGACCAGUGCAUCUUUGAGCAUCGCUACUUCAAGGCCAAUGACACGCUGGGCUUCAUGCUUAUGUUGGCUGUGCUCAUGGCAGCUACACAUGCUGUCUAUGGCAAGCUGCUCCUCUUCGAGUAUCGUCACCGCAAGAUGAAGCCAGUGCAGAUGGUGCCAGCCAUCAGCCAGAACUGGACAUUCCAUGGUCCUGGGGCCACCGGCCAGGCUGCUGCCAACUGGAUCGCUGGCUUUGGCCGUGGGCCCAUGCCACCAACCCUGCUGGGUAUUAGGCAGAAUGGGCACGCAGCCAGCCGGCGGCUGCUGGGCAUGGACGAGGUCAAGGGUGAAAAGCAGCUGGGCCGUAUGUUCUACGCGAUCACACUGCUCUUCUUGCUCCUCUGGUCACCCUACAUUGUGGCCUGCUAUUGGCGAGUGUUUGUGAAAGCCUGUGCCGUGCCCCACCGUUACCUGGCCACUGCUGUUUGGAUGAGCUUCGCCCAGGCUGCUGUCAACCCGAUCGUCUGCUUCCUGCUCAACAAGGACCUCAAGAAGUGCCUGAGGACUCACGCCCCCUGCUGGGGCACAGGAGGUGCCCCGGCUCCCAGAGAACCCUACUGUGUUAUGUGAAGCAAGCUGGUAGACAGACAGGCAGGGAGAUGGUCAUGGCUACCAUAAUGGAGCCAGCAGUAAGGGAAGGGUGGGCCCCAUAUAGGAGCCUUUCUUUCUGAGCUCCAGCCCUAGCCCCUUGAACCACUCAGAAUCUAGGCAUCUUUGCCAACACCUCCCCAGGGUUGGAGACUGUGGUGGGGGACUAGAAAAGAGGCUUUUCUAAUUGUGGGGCCUGUCUCCACUGCCUCCUUCUCCACUUCUACAAUCUCUCUCCUUCCCCCCCUUCUCUCUCUUCCUUUCUCAGAAGUGACAAUUCAGAAAAAGAAAUUAAGACUGAAAAUGCAGGUCUUUCUACUAACAGCUGAGGAGACGGGCUUUCUUGCUUUAAUGUCUCUCCUUCUGACAUUGUCCAGAAGGGGGAAAUUUGUUCUGUAAAAUAGACUUCCAGAGCUCUUAUUGCCCCCUCUGCUCCCAUGCACCCUUCCCUUCCGAGUCCUUUAGCAAGGGCAGGAUGUUGAGGGAGAAAUUUAUCUGCUGACAACAGGGACCAAAGAGGGUGCUGGGUCCCCCAGGAGCAGAGACGUUUAAUUGCUAUGUUGUGUGCGAUGUUGUUUUAAGCUAACCCUGGUCCCAAGCCUGAUUUCCUCUCCCUCCCCACCAUGUCCAGACCUCCCAAGUGUUUCUUGAGCAUCUGUUCUAGAAGCCAGGAGGGGAGGGAGAAGGACCUCUGGGAUGGGUCCAUGCUAGGUGAAGAAUGGGAUGUGAGCUGCACGCAUCGAGUUGAAGAGACCCGAGCUUGGCUGCAUUCUUUCGAGCUGCCUCCUGGAUCCCCAGUCCCCAACUCUUCUUCCUGAGGAUGGAAAUCCACUCCAGCCUCACUAGGGUUGAUAUGGGUGCCAUAUAGGCAGGUGCAUUCCCCCAGGGAAGUGUAGGAAGAGAGCAAAACUCCCCAGAGUAACUGGAUCCCAGUGCCUGGGUCAGAGCAGAACUCGGCCCCAGAAUUGUCUCCUGGGUUCACACUGUUCUUCUGAGGAUGAAAAGUUGGGGGAUGGCAUAAGCUCCAAGGCACUGUGGACUGGAGUCCAUUCCUAUCUGACCUUGUUUGGUCCCCUUCAAGCCUCGGGGGUCUGUCUCAAGCCCCUCUUGGUAGCCCUAGGCCUUCUGGGACCUCAGCCCCCAACUUCCUUUCCCAGAACAGCCCUUCUCCCUCUUCUUCCCUCCACCCAAAAUGGAGCAGACUGCAGCCAGAUUCUCCAGGUGGGAGAGCCCAAGCCUCCCUCCCAGGGCAGAGUCCACUCUGGGCUCACAUCACUGCCAGUUCUUAUGGACUGGUGAGCCAAGCUGGCAUUCUUUUGCCUGGCCUUGCCCAGAUUCUUUAUCCCUCCUCUCCCAUUUCCUGGGGGAGGGGGAGAUCUGUAUUUAUCUAUCCUCCUUUCCCUUCCUGAUAGAAGCUGUUGUCCUAAGCUCUUUCCCUACCCCCAAGACAGCCCCAGAAUUGGGGAAGCCUUGACCCAAGAGGAAUGGGGAGGGCACUCUAGGCAGGAGAGACAUUAAUGAGCCUAGCUGUGGAGUGGCCCUGGAAAGGCAGGCCAGAGUGGCUGAGAGGCUGGGGUGGAGGGUACCUGUUCUCUCAGUGAUA